CGACAAGGUGAAGCGCACAUUCAAAACGACGCCGUAUGGGCUCGUGUCUUCCACAGUCACACGCUCUUCUAGUUCUCUCUUUCUUUCUCACCGUGAACAACACACUACAAAAUAAUCCAAUUACACUCGCCAACGAGAACAAAGAAUAAUAAAAACAAAAACAAAAAGGCGAGUUGAAUUGAGUCGAGUGAGUGAGUGAGUUGAAUCGGAAAUGGCGCACGCGAUUAAGAACGUGAAAGUGCCUCCGAACUCAGUGAGUCUGGAGGAAGCGCGUCAACGUGUCUUCGAAUUCUUCAAAGCCGCAUGUAGAUCGCUACCUACCGUCAUGGAAGUUUACAAUCUAUACGACGUCACUACCAUUUCCCAGCUUCGUUCUGCUAUCUCUUCCGAGAUCCGCAAAAAUGAACACAUCACCAAUCCUAAGGUUGUCGAUAUACUGCUAUUCAAGGGGCUGGAAGAGCUGAAGAAUGUUGUGAACCAUUCAAAGCAGAGGCACCAUAUCAUUGGUCAGUACGUAAGCGGCCAGUAUGGACAGGUGCAGCAGGAAUUGACCUCAAAAGACCAGGGCAUCUCUACUUUUCUGAAGAAUUUUUACAACAGCAAUUACUCUUGAAGUCUGGUCUUGAGCUGUUCUUUGUUUUCUCAAAUAAAGAUAAAUACUGUUGGUUUCAAAUCAAACUGUUACUUUCAUUAUUCCUGACUUAAUUUGAGAAAGUGAUAUUUUUCUUAUUGUUGUGCACAUGUGCAUAUUGCCGAAAAAGGAUAAUUUAUUUUGAGUAAUGGCAUAAUAUUAAGUCUUUCCAAUA
Messenger RNA from Cicer arietinum (chickpea), 806 nucleotides. Its product is annotated as NADH dehydrogenase [ubiquinone] 1 alpha subcomplex subunit 6. The record is from RefSeq and is a predicted model, not a curated record. Gene Ontology annotation, cellular component: respiratory chain complex I. Gene Ontology annotation, biological process: response to oxidative stress. NCBI's taxonomy places the organism in Eukaryota, Viridiplantae, Streptophyta, Magnoliopsida, Fabales, Fabaceae.